AACUUUAACUUUGAUUUUUAAAGUAAAGUUGAAAAGUGAUUUUACUUUAACUUUAAAGUUAAAGUUAAAGUGCUUUACUUUGCUUUAAAAUUUUAAAGUUAAAGUUUUACUUUAAACUUUACCUACUUUGAUAAAGUAAAGUUAAAGUUAAAGUGUCACCCCUAUUCGAACCAGUUGAUUUCGGUGGAGAUGGUGACGGCAAUUGUGCAUGCAAAACAAUGGAUGGAAUCUGCUUUGGUGUUGGUGAACGGCAAUGUUAUUUCAUCGGUGGUGCUCGUAUUGUUGAGUGUGUAUCUGGCGGAAAAUGGGAAUCGGCCAAGAAAUGUCGUCGAAACUGUGAUUCGAGAGAGAGCGGUCGAAUUCCUUUUUUCGACGAACUAAGUCGUAAAAGCAAAAUGUCUUGCUGUCGUGUAGGUGGCCUUGCGUACUUGCUCGUUGUGACGGCAUGCUUUAUUUUGUCAGAAUUGCAAGCUCAAUCCAUGCAAGUAACAUCGACAGAUAUUAUAAAUGUCCCUAUUUCGAGCAAAAAAAAUGGAACGGAAAAUCAUUCUAAUGUUCAUAAAUUAGCGCGACGAAGAUCCAGCUCGGACUAUGCUACAAACACACAGGAAAAUUCUGACUACGGACGAACAACUGACGACAAUUCUGACUAUGGUGGACCAUAUUCAGAGACGAACAAUCGUGAUGAUGAUUGUGCGUGCAAAUCAACCCAAAAUAUUUGUUUUCCAAUUGACUCCCGACAAUGUUUCUUCGUCGACCAUCCUCAAGUUGUUUCAUGUCAACGCGGUGGAAAAUGGGAACUCUAUACGACGUGUCAAAAGACAUGCGAAGCGCGAUUAGGGAACCUUGCUUCAGAUAACAAAAUGACAUCUUAUUGUCGUGAUAUUUUCCUAUGUUUGAUCGUUGUAAUGGUAUGUUUUACCUUUCCACAAGGUCAGGUCAAUUCAAUGGAAACGUCAUCGACCAAUAUUAUGAAUAUUACUAUCUCGAACAAAAACAAUGAAACAGAAAAGCAUUUUGACGUUGAAAAUGUAACAAGAACCAAUACGCGUGAGUUAUCACGAAGAUAUGACGAUACUGACGUCGAAGAAACUAAAAAGAAACCCAAAGCCAAAGAAGAUCCUUACACGAAGAACUUAUUGGAAACACUCAAAAGUAUGCGGGAAAAUCCUCAAGGUCUCAAUAUUAAAGAAUUCUUGGCAGCAGUCAACAAGACAAAUGAAAUGAGGAAAUCGACCACCACCACCACCAGCGAACCAGAGAAGAUCGAUAGGAGCGGUGACCAUGAUGACACCGACGAAGUGAAUACCUUUACCACAACAGAAACGACUGACAAUGAACACGAGGGAGAAGAUACUGACGAAGAUGAGAUCUCGACUACAGCGCAAAAUAUCGACGAUGAACAUGAGAUUGAAGGUACUGAUGAAGAGAAGACCAGCACUACAACAGAAACUGGUGAUGAUGAUCAUGAUCAUGAAGAUACCGAUGAAGAAACGACUUCUACUACAACAGAAAAUACCGACAAUGAGCAUGACCACGAAAGUACUGAUGAAGAAACGACCUCUACAACAACAAGUAAGCCAAACACGAACGGCGAAUAUUAUUAUGGUGGCAACGAUUCAAGUACUUGUACGUGCAAAACAAGUCUUGAUGUUUGUUAUCCUAUUGGUGCUCAUCAGUGCUAUUUCAACAAUGGUGCUCAAGUGGUCCGAUGCGAUAUUAGUGGAAAAUGGAUAUUUUUCAAAGCAUGUCCAAAGUCAUGCGAAUGGAAAGGAGGAAAUAUGCCUCUUUGCACUGAUUGA
Messenger RNA from Adineta ricciae, 1802 nucleotides. The record is from the annotation of a GenBank genome assembly. Lineage: Eukaryota; Metazoa; Rotifera; Eurotatoria; Adinetida; Adinetidae.